AUGCCUACCACAGGGCCUACACCGGCCACGGUCAUGUCGAGCGUCGCGAACCUAGCUCAGCUCCUGCCAACCGGCACGGUGUUGGCAUAUCAGGCGUUAUCGCCGUCCUUCACCAACCACGGCAAGUGCGAGACCUCCAACCAGUGGCUCACAGGGGUGCUGGUUGUCGUUCUUGCCAUCUUGUGCCUCUUCUUCUCGUUCACCGACAGCGUUGUCGGUCGCCGCGAUGGAAAGCUAUACUAUGGCUUCGCCACACUGCACGGCUUCAACGUUUUCAACUUCUCCAGCGAGGAGGAGAGGCAAGAGUGGGACGAUCUCGACCAAUUCGGGAGGCUCCGCCUCCGACCACUGGACUUCGUGCACACCUUUUUCGCGGCGGUGGUUUUCCUCACGGUAGCUUUCAGCGACGUGGGGCUGCAGAAUUGUUUCUUUCAGGACGCCGGCAGGAACACCGAGGAGCUGCUCAAGAAUCUGCCCAUGGGCAUGGCGUUUCUCUCCAGUUUUGUGUUCAUCAUCUUCCCCACCAAAAGGAAGGGCAUUGGAUUCAGUGACACCGCUCCUCCCCAGAAGGUGGUCCAUCCCAUAAAUUAG
This is a messenger RNA of Triticum dicoccoides, 591 nucleotides long. RefSeq names its product protein DMP3-like. Bases 1 to 591 code for a protein of 196 amino acids. The record is from RefSeq and is a predicted model, not a curated record. Lineage: Eukaryota; Viridiplantae; Streptophyta; Magnoliopsida; Poales; Poaceae. Gene Ontology annotation, biological process: endomembrane system organization. The transcript has a single exon.